Molecule: messenger RNA, 6465 nt
Organism: Passer domesticus (house sparrow)
Lineage: Eukaryota; Metazoa; Chordata; Aves; Passeriformes; Passeridae
Product: trichohyalin-like
Exons: 71
Coding region: 1-6465 (2154 amino acids)
Source: RefSeq, a predicted model, not a curated record
AUGGAAGCCAAGUUUUUGGAGAUCCAAAAAGACUUUGAGAAACUCAACUUUACAUCAAAGAGCCUCCAAAAGGACUCUCAACAAAAGCAGAGGGAUAUUGAGCUGGAUCGCCUGGAGCUGAAGACUUUCUGCAAACACCUGGAGAAGUCCUGGAACAGGAACAUGGAGGCUCUCGAGAAUAGGUUGAGGCGUGAAAACGCCGCUGGGAUUAAGAAGUAUCCCGAGACACUGCCGUAUUUGCAGCCAAUGCCCCCCAGCAAGGAGCCACAGCACAGCCAAAGUGCAUUUCUGCAGGGACUCGUGACCCGCCCCAACAAGGUAGGGAUGAUGAAGGUUCUUCGCGAGGAAUUUGGUGGGAUAAAGGCAGAACUCUCCCGCAUAUCAGAGGACAUGAAGAAGUUCCAGGAGGCACAGACCCUGAUGGUUUCCCAGCAUCAGGAGGAGAUUGAAAAGUUAAAGGCUGGCCAGCGUCAUGUGUCGGAGGAAAUGAAGAAGGUCCUGAUGUCGCGGGACCAGGACAUGACUCUCAUCCAGGAUCUGCGUGAGGAGGUUGACAAGAUAAAGACAACACAGCUCCUCAUGGAAGGAGACAUAAAGAAACUUAAGGAGUCUCUUGCCUUAGAUCAGGAGCUGAGACAGCAAAUGGAAGCCAAGUUUUUGGAGAUCCAAAAAGACUUUGAGAAACUCAACUUUACAUCAAAGAGCCUCCAAAAGGACUCUCAACAAAAGCAGAGGGAUAUUGAGCUGGAUCGCCUGGAGCUGAAGACUUUCCGCAAACACCUGGAGAAGUCCUGGAACAGGAACAUGGAGGCUCUCGAGAAUAGGUUGAGGCGUGAAAACGCCGCUGGGAUUAAGAAGUAUCCUGAGACACUGCCGUAUUUGCAGCCAAUGCCCCCCAGCAAGGAGCCACAGCACAGCCAAAGAGCUCUGGCGACCAUCAGAGCAGCAGUUUCAAACUGCCACCAGUUCAGGAUUCUCCCCGUUCUUCGCGAGGAAUUUGGUGGGAUAAAGGCAGAACUCUCCCGCAUAUCAGAGGACAUGAAGAAGUUCCAGGAGGCACAGACCCUGAUGGUUUCCCAGCAUCAGGAGGAGAUUGAAAAGUUAAAGGCUGGCCAGCGUCAUGUGUCGGAGGAAAUGAAGAAGGUCCUGAUGUCGCGGGACCAGGACAUGACUCUCAUCCAGGAUCUGCGUGAGGAGGUUGACAAGAUAAAGACAACACAGCUCCUCAUGGAAGGAGACAUAAAGAAGCUUAAGGAGUCUCUUGCCUUAAUGAAGAAGCUGGAGGAAGACCUUAAAAAGCUGAGGGAGGAUAUAGCCAAGUGGAAAGAAGAGAGCAGGUCAGAGCAUCCACCAGGAAGACUCCAGGUGGGGGACCACAAGGAAUCUCCUGCUGACGACCUCCUCUCAGCACUGUGCUUGUUCCAAGUGCAUUUCCCCGAUGUUUUCUGGCUGGAUCGCCUGGAGCUGAAGACUUUCCGCAAACACCUGGAGGAGUCCUGGAACAGGAACAUGGAGGCUCUCGAGAAUAGGUUGAGGCGUGAAAACGCCGCUGGGAUUAAGAAGUAUCCCGAGACACUGCCGUAUUUGCAGCCAAUGCCCCCCAGCAAGGAGCCACAGCACAGCCAAAGUGCAUUUCUGCAGGGACUCGUGACCCGCCCCAACAAGGUAGGGAUGAUGAAGGUUCUUCGCGAGGAAUUUGGUGGGAUAAAGGCAGAACUCUCCCGCAUAUCAGAGGACAUGAAGAAGUUCCAGGAGGCACAGACCCUGAUGGUUUCCCAGCAUCAGGAGGAGAUUGAAAAGUUAAAGGCUGGCCAGCGUCAUGUGUCGGAGGAAAUGAAGAAGGUCCUGAUGUCGCGGGACCAGGACAUGACUCUCAUCCAGGAUCUGCGUGAGGAGGUUGACAAGAUAAAGACAACACAGCUCCUCAUGGAAGGAGACAUAAAGAAGCUUAAGGAGUCUCUUGCCUUAGAUCAGGAGCUGAGACAGCAAAUGGAAGCCAAGUUUUUGGAGAUCCAAAAAGACUUUGAGAAACUCAACUUUACAUCAAAGAGCCUCCAAAAGGACUCUCAACAAAAGCAGAGGGAUAUUGAGCUGGAUCGCCUGGAGCUGAAGACUUUCCGCAAACACCUGGAGGAGUCCUGGAACAGGAACAUGGAGGAUCUCGAGAAUAGGUUGAGGCGUGAAAACGCCGCUGGGAUUAAGAAGUAUCCUGAGACACUGCCGUAUUUGCAGCCAAUGCCCCCCAGCAAGGAGCCACAGCACAGCCAAAGAGCUCUGGCGACCAUCAGAGCAGCAGUUUCAAACUGCCACCAGUUCAGGAUUCUCCCCGUUCUUCGCGAGGAAUUUGGUGGGAUAAAGGCAGAACUCUCCCGCAUAUCAGAGGACAUGAAGAAGUUCCAGGAGGCACAGACCCUGAUGGUUUCCCAGCAUCAGGAGGAGAUUGAAAAGUUAAAGGCUGGCCAGCGUCAUGUGUCGGAGGAAAUGAAGAAGGUCCUGAUGUCGCGGGACCAGGACAUGACUCUCAUCCAGGAUCUGCGUGAGGAGGUUGACAAGAUAAAGACAACACAGCUCCUCAUGGAAGGAGACAUAAAGAAGCUUAAGGAGUCUCUUGCCUUAGAUCAGGAGCUGAGACAGCAAAUGGAAGCCAAGUUUUUGGAGAUCCAAAAAGACUUUGAGAAACUCAACUUUACAUCAAAGAGCCUCCAAAAGGACUCUCAACAAAAGCAGAGGGAUAUUGAGCUGGAUCACCUGGAGCUGAAGACUUUCCGCAAACACCUGGAGAAGUCCUGGAACAGGAACAUGGAGGCUCCAGAGAAUAGGUUGAGGCGUGAAAACGCCGCUGGGAUUAAGAAGUAUCCUGAGACACUGCCGUAUUUGCAGCCAAUGCCCCCCAGCAAGGAGCCACAGCACAGCCAAAGAGCUCUGGCGACCAUCAGAGCAGCAGUUUCAAACUGCCACCAGUUCAGGAUUCUCCCCGUUCUUCGCGAGGAAUUUGGUGGGAUAAAGGCAGAACUCUCCCGCAUAUCAGAGGACAUGAAGAAGUUCCAGGAGGCACAGACCCUGAUGGUUUCCCAGCAUCAGGAGGAGAUUGAAAAGUUAAAGGCUGGCCAGCGUCAUGUGUCGGAGGAAAUGAAGAAGGUCCUGAUGUCGCGGGACCAGGACAUGACUCUCAUCCAGGAUCUGCGUGAGGAGGUUGACAAGAUAAAGACAACACAGCUCCUCAUGGAAGGAGACAUAAAGAAGCUUAAGGAGUCUCUUGCCUUAACAAAGCGUGAGCUGCAGAAGAUGGGAGAGCAGCAGGAGAGGAGGAAUGCCAUGCUGGAGCAGAUGCUGAAUGAGACAGCCGAUCAGCUGAAUGAGCAGGAUCAGGAGCUGAGACAGCAAAUGGAAGCCAAGUUUUUGGAGAUCCAAAAAGACUUUGAGAAACUCAACUUUACAUCAAAGAGCCUCCAAAAGGACUCUCAACAAAAGCAGAGGGAUAUUGAGCUGGAUCGCCUGGAGCUGAAGACUUUCCGCAAACACCUGGAGGAGUCCUGGAACAGGAACAUGGAGGAUCUCGAGAAUAGGUUGAGGCGUGAAAACGCCGCUGGGAUUAAGAAGUAUCCUGAGACACUGCCGUAUUUGCAGCCAAUGCCCCCCAGCAAGGAGCCACAGCACAGCCAAAGGAGGCCAGUGGUCCAUGGCGGUGGCUCCCAUGUGCCACAGAGCUCUGGCGACCAUCAGAGCAGCAGUUUCAAACUGCCACCAGUUCAGGAUUCUCCCCGUACGAGUGCAUUUCUGCAGGGACUCGUGACCCGCCCCAACAAGGUUCUUCGCGAGGAAUUUGGUGGGAUAAAGGCAGAACUCUCCCGCAUAUCAGAGGACAUGAAGAAGUUCCAGGAGGCACAGACCCUGAUGGUUUCCCAGCAUCAGGAGGAGAUUGAAAAGUUAAAGGCUGGCCAGCGUCAUGUGUCGGAGGAAAUGAAGAAGGUCCUGAUGUCGCGGGACCAGGACAUGACUCUCAUCCAGGAUCUGCGUGAGGAGGUUGACAAGAUAAAGACAACACAGCUCCUCAUGGAAGGAGACAUAAAGAAGCUUAAGGAGUCUCUUGCCUUAAUGAAGAAGCUGGAGGAAGACCUUAAAAAGCUGAGGCAGGAUAUAGCCAAGUGGAAAGAAGAGAGCAGGUCAGAGCAUCCACCAGGAAGACUCCAGGUGGGGGACCACAAGGAAUCUCCUGCUGACGACCUCCUCUCAGCACUGUGCUUGUUCCAAGUGCAUUUCCCCGAUGUUUUCUGGCUGGAUCGCCUGGAGCUGAAGACUUUCCGCAAACACCUGGAGGAGUCCUGGAACAGGAACAUGGAGGAUCUCGAGAAUAGGUUGAGGCGUGAAAACGCCGCUGGGAUUAAGAAGUAUCCUGAGACACUGCCGUAUUUGCAGCCAAUGCCCCCCAGCAAGGAGCCACAGCACAGCCAAAGAGCUCUGGCGACCAUCAGAGCAGCAGUUUCAAACUGCCACCAGUUCAGGAUUCUCCCCGUUCUUCGCGAGGAAUUUGGUGGGAUAAAGGCAGAACUCUCCCGCAUAUCAGAGGACAUGAAGAAGUUCCAGGAGGCACAGACCCUGAUGGUUUCCCAGCAUCAGGAGGAGAUUGAAAAGUUAAAGGCUGGCCAGCGUCAUGUGUCGGAGGAAAUGAAGAAGGUCCUGAUGUCGCGGGACCAGGACAUGACUCUCAUCCAGGAUCUGCGUGAGGAGGUUGACAAGAUAAAGACAACACAGCUCCUCAUGGAAGGAGACAUAAAGAAGCUUAAGGAGUCUCUUGCCUUAAUGAAGAAGCUGGAGGAAGACCUUAAAAAGCUGAGGCAGGAUAUAGCCAAGUGGAAAGAAGAGAGCAGGUCAGAGCAUCCACCAGGAAGACUCCAGGUGGGGGACCACAAGGAAUCUCCUGCUGACGACCUCCUCUCAUCACUGUGCUUGUUCCAAGUGCAUUUCCCCGAUGUUUUCUGGCUGGAUCGCCUGGAGCUGAAGACUUUCCGCAAACACCUGGAGGAGUCCUGGAACAGGAACAUGGAGGAUCUCGAGAAUAGGUUGAGGCGUGAAAACGCCGCUGGGAUUAAGAAGUAUCCUGAGACACUGCCGUAUUUGCAGCCAAUGCCCCCCAGCAAGGAGCCACAGCACAGCCAAAGAGCUCUGGCGACCAUCAGAGCAGCAGUUUCAAACUGCCACCAGUUCAGGAUUCUCCCCGUUCUUCGCGAGGAAUUUGGUGGGAUAAAGGCAGAACUCUCCCGCAUAUCAGAGGACAUGAAGAAGUUCCAGGAGGCACAGACCCUGAUGGUUUCCCAGCAUCAGGAGGAGAUUGAAAAGUUAAAGGCUGGCCAGCGUCAUGUGUCGGAGGAAAUGAAGAAGGUCCUGAUGUCGCGGGACCAGGACAUGACUCUCAUCCAGGAUCUGCGUGAGGAGGUUGACAAGAUAAAGACAACACAGCUCCUCAUGGAAGGAGACAUAAAGAAGCUUAAGGAGUCUCUUGCCUUAGAUCAGGAGCUGAGACAGCAAAUGGAAGCCAAGUUUUUGGAGAUCCAAAAAGACUUUGAGAAACUCAACUUUACAUCAAAGAGCCUCCAAAAGGACUCUCAACAAAAGCAGAGGGAUAUUGAGCUGGAUCGCCUGGAGCUGAAGACUUUCCGCAAACACCUGGAGGAGUCCUGGAACAGGAACAUGGAGGCUCUCGAGAAUAGGUUGAGGCGUGAAAACGCCGCUGGGAUUAAGAAGUAUCCCGAGACACUGCCGUAUUUGCAGCCAAUGCCUCCCAGCAAGGAGCCACAGCACAGCCAAAGAGCUCUGGCGACCAUCAGAGCAGCAGUUUCAAACUGCCACCAGUUCAGGAUUCUCCCCGUUCUUCGCGAGGAAUUUGGUGGGAUAAAGGCAGAACUCUCCCGCAUAUCAGAGGACAUGAAGAAGUUCCAGGAGGCACAGACCCUGAUGGUUUCCCAGCAUCAGGAGGAGAUUGAAAAGUUAAAGGCUGGCCAGCGUCAUGUGUCGGAGGAAAUGAAGAAGGUCCUGAUGUCGCGGGACCAGGACAUGACUCUCAUCCAGGAUCUGCGUGAGGAGGUUGACAAGAUAAAGACAACACAGCUCCUCAUGGAAGGAGACAUAAAGAAGCUUAAGGAGUCUCUUGCCUUAGAUCAGGAGCUGAGACAGCAAAUGGAAGCCAAGUUUUUGGAGAUCCAAAAAGACUUUGAGAAACUCAACUUUACAUCAAAGAGCCUCCAAAAGGACUCUCAACAAAAGCAGAGGGAUAUUGAGCUGGAUCGCCUGGAGCUGAAGACUUUCCGCAAACACCUGGAGAAGUCCUGGAACAGGAACAUGGAGGCUCUCGAGAAUAGGUUGAGGCGUGAAAACGCCGCUGGGAUUAAGAAGUAUCCUGAGACACUGCCGUAUUUGCAGCCAAUGCCCCCCAGCAAGGAGCCACAGCACAGCCAAAGCCCAGAGUGA